Labeo rohita (rohu) is the source of this 2268-nucleotide messenger RNA. It is a transcript of the gene panx1a, whose product is annotated as pannexin 1a. Gene Ontology annotation, molecular function: channel activity. Gene Ontology annotation, biological process: positive regulation of interleukin-1 production; monoatomic cation transport. The transcript has 6 exons. The record is from RefSeq and is a predicted model, not a curated record. Lineage: Eukaryota; Metazoa; Chordata; Actinopteri; Cypriniformes; Cyprinidae. Bases 363 to 1598 code for a protein of 411 amino acids.
GGUAAGGAUCCAAAGAAGAUCUCUGAAGGAUCCCUGUUCCAGAACUCGUGUUUAUCGUGAUCCAGCAGAGCAGGUGGCGCUGUGCAGCUAUUUAGUUGGUUCGGAGCCUGGUAGUAAAACUCACAGAAGAAGAAGAAAAUGAAAACGAAGAAGAAUGAAAUGUUUGCGGAAAUAGUGCCGUUGUUUGCGUAUUUACAUUUAAAGCCAAAUACUGUAUCUGUUCAUUCCUAAAGCUUGUAAUUAUUAAGUGCAAAUUGGGAGAAUGAGUACUUUUUGAGCAGGGAUCAGCUUUCUUUUUCAACCAGUCCAAAGUUCUAUGAAUGUUUGCGAUCGGAGUUUGUAGAUAAUAAAAGAGGAAAGUCAUGGCUAUAGCGCACGCCGCCACAGAGUAUGUGUUCACGGAUUUCGUGCUGAAGGAGCCCGCAUCAGAAAACAGGUACAAAGGCAUCCGGUUAGAGACGGCGCUGGAUAAGAUGGUCACCUGUGUGGCGGUGGGUCUGCCGCUGCUGCUCAUCUCUCUCGCCUUCGCUCAGGAAGUGUCUGUCGGUACGCAGAUUAGUUGUUUCUCCCCUACAAAGUUCUCAUGGCGUCAGGCUGCUUAUGUGGAUUCGUACUGCUGGGCGGCAGUGCAAACACAGGACACAGGAGGCCUGCCACUAUGGCUGCAUAAGUUCUUCCCAUAUGUCUUGUUGCUGGUGGCAAUAUCAGUUUACAUGCCAACGUUGUAUUGGCGGUUCACGGGAGCUCCUGUACUUUCUUCUGAUCUGUCCUUUUUAAUGGAAGAACUGGACCGUUCCUAUAACAGAGCCAUCAAACUGUCUAAAUGCAUGAAAGUGGAUUCAGAGUCAGCCCACAUGGGCUCACACAGCUCUGUGAGAGAUAUCACCGAAAACUUUAAAUAUCCUUGGCUGGAAAAGUACCUGAUGACCAAACGCUUUUCUCGAGGAUUACUGAUCCGAUACCUCAUCUGCCGCAUCAUCACUUCCUUGGCCCUCAUGUUAGCCUGCAUCUACCUUUGCUAUUACAUCCGCCUCUCUGUCACAGAUGAAUUUCAAUGUGAUAUCCGAACCGGCGCUAUUAUCAACGACUCCUCAGUACCUCCGGCCAUGCAGUGCAAGCUAGUUGCAGUGGGCAUCUUUCAGCUCCUGAGCUACAUCAAUCUUUCUGCGUAUUUGCUGCUGCUGCCAUUGUGCUUUUACGCCAUGUUGGUUCCGUUCAGAAGGACUAUGGAGUUCUUGAAACCUUACGAGAUGUUACCCACUAUAGGGGUAAUGCAGUUUGGGCGUGUGGCCUGGGAUGAUCAAGCACUAUAUCUGCUGUUUCUGGAGGAGAACCUCAGUGAGCUGAAGAGUUAUAAGUGCCUAAAGGUGUUGGAGUUGUUAGGAAAAGAGGAAGGUGAGCAUUUUGACAUCAUACAGUUGUUGCAGACACUUGGACAGGUUAAAACAGAUAUGGUGGAUGGCAGAUUGCUGAGGAAGGACCGAAAAAUCUCCAGCACCAACAAUGGUGACACUGAAAUGAAAGAGAUUUCUCCUCUGCUGCAGGAUGGUGGCUUGAAAAAUCAUGAAGAUAAGUUUGUGCGCCAGAGGGUGGUCUGAGUUGCCAUUUGCAGGAUACGGUGACAGCCUACAUCACACUGAGGCUCCGAACAUCUCAAACACAUAGAGGAAUACAUUUUUGGGAAAAUGGUGGAAAACAGCUGAAGUCUCGUCCUUUCAUAAAUGCAUAACUAAGAACUGCAGUCAAAUUUUGUUUUGGUGCUUCUUGUAGUGGGAUUGGGGUAUUAUGACUUUAAUUUUCCACAUUCAGUUUUAUAGUACCAUUCAUAGUAACAUUUUCACUGCAGAAAAUGUCUGGCUCGAACAGUUAUCCUGUAUCACUAUACAACGGUCCUAUACUUGACUUGGUAAAACUGACAUAUUUAGUUACAUGUUCACAUUGUGACUGACCCAAACAAAAGCUGCCUGUGAGCAUUUCCUGAUUCGCUCAGUCUGAAAUAUUGGGAAAAUUGUAAUAAACUGAAAGAAAAUGUUAAUCUGUGUAUUUUUUAUUUUUAUUUUUUAUUUUUUGAAAUAUAGAUUGUGGGAAGAGAUGAAAGAAAGAAAUGGGAUAAUGCAUAAUCUGCUCUUUCUGCCAAGAUUGAUAUUGUCAAUUUGUUUCCCUUUCUGCGUUCGUGGUUUGUUUUUUUUUGUUUUGUUUUUUUAAUACUUAUGUGAAUUAUGUUUUGUGUCUGUUUCUUUUCUUUGAAAAUAAAGGUCGAUUUUUACA